Molecule: messenger RNA, 2370 nt
Organism: Nematostella vectensis (starlet sea anemone)
Lineage: Eukaryota; Metazoa; Cnidaria; Anthozoa; Actiniaria; Edwardsiidae
Exons: 6
Coding region: 62-1264 (400 amino acids)
Source: RefSeq, a predicted model, not a curated record
UAAUUCUUAGUUAUAAGCUCGUGUCACCGUGACGUCCACCAUUACUGGAAAAUGCGAGGCGAUGGGAAGAGAGCCGAUCCCGAUUUCAGCAUUAUACCUUAUCCUUCUUUUAAUGAUUGACCCUUUGUUAUGUUUACAAGAAACUGCUAGAGAUUGUGAGAAUGCGAUUGGUAUUCAAUUUCCUGCAUCUAAUUUCAAGCUAACAGCUUCUGAGUAUUACCGUAACUACUACUUGGGCUCAGGAAGAUAUGCGAAUCUUAGUCCAGACAAUGCUAGACUUAACCAUUCACUAGCAUGGUGUGUGCGAACUCGCAGGCGAGACACUAUACCAUGGCUGAUGGUGGACCUGAGGAAGGCAAAGACUGUCAGGGGAGUGGCUACUCAAGGGUUUGUCGGGGUGAACGAUUAUUUUGUCAAGAGUUAUAAGCUGGCGUACAGUGUGGAUGCCGUAAAUUGGACAUGGGUGAUGGAAAACAACAGCAUCAAGGUAUUAGUUGGUAACACCAAUGGUGUUCAUACAGUUCUGAAUCCUACAGGAAAUGUAACAGCUAGAUAUGUGAAGAUAGUUCCUGUUGCCUAUCACAUAAUGAUCUGCUUGCGGCUAGAACUUUACACCUGCAAACAAGGAGCAGCAAUAACAACUUCAACAACAGCAUCAUCAGUAGCAACUACAGUUACAACUACAACAGCUACAUCUUCUAGUAUGCUGCCCAACACACCAUCCUCAUCCCCUUCUACUGGCACCCAACCUUCAUCGACGCCCAUUCAUGAGCCACCUACACAGGGUACUACUCUAGUCACUAUGGAAACCAGCACAAGCCAUUUAAAGUCGAGUCACCAUUCACGGCCAACAACAAGAAAAACAUUAUUCACAUCAAAAACUCCUACCUCAACCUUGUCUACAAGUGUUACUUCAGUUACGCCCGGUCACUAUGUGCAUCAUUCCAGUGUUAGCCCCGCCCCAAGGAUCGCCCACCCCGCAGAUGGUAACCUGACUGUGCCGCUUGUUGUUGGCAGCGGUCUGGCAGGCAGUCUGAUCUUUGCUGCACUACUUCUUCUAUUGGUGCUGAGAGUUAGAAAAGAAAGAAGGAGGCGGGAAGGAGGUCUGGCAGAGCUUCUUGUGAUUGAAGCUCCAUUAAUAAACUUAAAACCAUUCUGUUAUUGCUUUGCUGGCAGCCACAUACUUAACCUACAUCUUAGCUGUCAACUCACCCGCAUUAGAGUUGAAGAAGAAAAGCCCUUGGAUGAAAAUGAAUCAGAAUAGAAGUAUGGUCUGAGAAGUUUGAGUCAACUGAUGCUUCACCAAGCCUUGCUUUAACUAAUGUUAUUUGUUGCCGUCUUCUAUCUUAAUAAUAGCCAAAAGGCAUACUCUCAGAAACUUAGUGUUGAAUAAGCAUACAGUACUGGAAAGGGAGUGAAAAAUUGCCCCAUCCCAUUCACAGUGCUAAGUAUUAUCAAUAGCCUGUUUUCCCCAAGGCUAUCCCAAGGGGGGGUGGGUGGGGCUCAGUAAGGUGUUAGAGUCUGACAAAUUCCACACCCCAAAAAUUAGAAAAAGGUUAAAAAGAUUUCAAACCAAAAAUUGAAAAAGAAACCCUGACUUGACCCAUAUCUUGGGUCCAAGCUCAUGGCAAUAUGGCCGACCUUCCAGUUACAGUGAUUUAGUCUCUUUCUUUAAAUGUAUCUUUCUACUAUUUACAAAAAUAACUUAUUUACAUUUUUUUCUAAAAGAAUAUAUUUAUUGCACGGUUCCAGAGAGAGCUUGCAUAAUAAUUUAUUAUGAUGGUAAAAUUUAUAAAUUGUACAGGAUUUCAGAGAAGAUAUGUACAAAGAUAAAAAAGUAUUAUAUUUUUGUGUGCACAAUUCCAGGGAGAAUAUGCACGUUGAAACAUAUUCCUGGUAAUAUUUCCCUAGUUUUUUAAUUCAUAUACAACAAGUCAUGGCCAUCAAGUUUGCUGUGUUUAUAAAAAGUGCACUAGCUCAGUGAAGCUAUGCACUAUAAUUUCAUAUUUGUUUGAUAUUUAAAUAUUUUUUUUAUUUAAUUGUACAGUGUCCCAGGGUGGAUGUGUACAUAUGUGGGAUAAAAUUAGAAUUUUACACUUUUUCAUUGAAAAAAUGUAUUUUCUAUUAAAAUGUUUUCUGUUACUCAACUCGUGUUCUUGUGUACUUUAAAAUUCGCUCAAAAUAAAUCAACAAGAUCAUAUUAAAAUGUUGGGAAAAGUAGAGUUAGCUAGUUUAAAAGUAGGGUGAAAUUUCAUUGUCAAAAAAGCAAAUUAUGGAUCAAACUGAUUUUGUUUAUUAUACUAAUACACUGUUUCAGUGCAAGUAUGUAUUAAUAUAUUAUCAAUAAAACAUAAAAGUAGUUAUCUUUUA